Molecule: messenger RNA, 833 nt
Organism: Zingiber officinale
Lineage: Eukaryota; Viridiplantae; Streptophyta; Magnoliopsida; Zingiberales; Zingiberaceae
Product: putative 4-hydroxy-4-methyl-2-oxoglutarate aldolase 3
Exons: 2
Coding region: 196-690 (164 amino acids)
Biological process (GO): regulation of RNA metabolic process
Molecular function (GO): ribonuclease inhibitor activity
Source: RefSeq, a predicted model, not a curated record
AGCAUAUAUCUGUAAGCCAUUUCCGGAGCUAUUUGUUUGUAUCGUCCACCUCGUCGACAAAUUGGAUAAGGCCCUGUCAAGAUUUUGCCGGGCGUUGCAUCUCCGACGAAUCGGAGGCGAUCUCAAUCCAGUAGCAGCUUUGCUUGGCUUUCCCUCGCGCCUUCUCGUACUCUUGCUAGUGUGUUCACAGUGUAGAUGUGUUCAACCGCUGAACUUUGUGAUGCAAAUCCAUCCCUCCUCGCAAAGGGGGAUAUCCGAGUUCUUCAACCGAUAUUCCAGAUGUACGGUCAAUGCCAUGCAUUCUCUGGACCUAUAGUCACACUCAAGGUGUUCGAGGACAAUGUGCUGGUGAGGGAGUUUCUCGAGUCACCAGGGGAUGGCCGAGUAUUGGUGGUGGAUGGUGGAGGGAGCAUGAGAUGUGCCUUAGUCGGAGGCAACUUGGGACAAUUAGCACAGAACAUGGGUUGGGCAGGCAUUCUUGUGAAUGGUUGCAUAAGGGAUAUCUACGAAAUCAAUGGUUGUGAUAUCGGAGUCAGAGCUUUGGGACCUCAUCCUCUGAAAUCAAACAAGAGAGGCCUAGGUGAAAAGCACGUCACUGUUAACAUCGUCGGCACCAUAAUCCAUGACGGAGAAUGGCUAUAUGCCGAUAGUGAUGGAAUUCUAAUUUCAAACACAGAGUUGUCUCUUUGACCUUCUCAAGAAGGUUCAACAAUUCGAUGGUACGUUUCUGAAAAUAAAUCAAAUAAUCCGUAAGUCAGAAUUGUAAUACUCACUGAUUUCUGUAUGGCCUCUCACAUAGGCAGUUGAAACCGAAAGAAACUUAUUUUCUCCUA